AGAGGUGUGUGGUUGGGGACAUUUUCCCUGGCCAGGAGUCCAUGGAGCCCUGGCCCGGUCAGUACUGUCCCCAGAGAUGCACAAGUUAGGCUCACUGUCUAGGCCGGGCCCACCUUAGACCUCGUGGAUGGUCAAUGGAUGCACUUCCUGGACUCGCCUCCCCCGGCCCUUACCCUGGGGUGGAUCAGAAACAAGCUCAGACUGUGAUUCAGACGGUUCCACGGAGUCCUCUCCUCCUUCCCAGGCUGUUGGCUGCUGAACAGAAUGUCCGCGGACGACCGGCACCUGGGCUCCAGCUGCGGCUCCUUCAUCAAGACAGAGCCGUCCAGCCCGUCCUCGGGCAUCGACGCCCUCAGCCACCACAGCCCCAGCGGCUCAUCCGACGCCAGCGGGGGCUUCGGCCUGGCCCUGGGCGCCCACGCCAACGGUCUGGACUCGCCGCCCAUGUUCGCAGGCGCCGGGCUGGGCGGCACCCCGUGCCGCAAGAGCUACGAGGACUGUGCCAGCGGCCUCAUGGAGGACUCGGCCAUCAAGUGCGAGUACAUGCUCAACGCCAUCCCCAAGCGCCUGUGCCUCGUGUGCGGGGACAUUGCCUCCGGCUACCACUACGGCGUGGCCUCCUGCGAGGCCUGCAAGGCCUUCUUCAAGAGGACCAUCCAAGGAAACAUCGAGUACAGCUGCCCGGCCACCAAUGAGUGUGAGAUCACGAAACGGAGGCGCAAGUCCUGCCAGGCCUGCCGCUUCAUGAAAUGCCUCAAAGUGGGGAUGCUGAAGGAAGGUGUGCGCCUUGACCGAGUGCGUGGAGGCCGCCAGAAAUACAAGCGACGGCUGGACUCUGAGAGCAGCCCAUACCUGAGCUUACAGAUUUCUCCACCCGCUAAAAAGCCAUUGACCAAGAUUGUCUCCUACCUGCUGGUGGCCGAGCCGGACAAGCUCUAUGCCAUGCCUCCCCCUGGCAUGCCGGAGGGCGACAUCAAGGCCCUGACCACUCUCUGUGACCUGGCAGACAGGGAGCUCGUGGUCAUCAUUGGCUGGGCCAAGCACAUCCCAGGCUUCUCGAACCUCUCUCUCGGGGACCAGAUGAGCCUGCUGCAGAGCGCCUGGAUGGAGAUCCUCAUCCUGGGCAUCGUGUACCGCUCGCUGCCCUACGAGGACAAGCUGGUGUAUGCUGAGGACUACAUCAUGGACGAGGAACACUCCCGCCUCGCGGGGCUGCUGGAGCUCUACCGGGCCAUCCUGCAGCUGGUGCGCAGGUACAAGAAGCUCAAGGUGGAGAAGGAGGAGUUUGUGACACUCAAGGCCCUGGCUCUGGCCAACUCAGAUUCCAUGUACAUCGAGGAUCUGGAGGCAGUGCAGAAGCUCCAGGACCUGCUGCACGAGGCUCUGCAGGACUACGAGCUGAGCCAGCGCCACGAGGAGCCGCGGAGGACGGGCAAGCUGCUGCUGACGCUGCCCCUGCUGCGGCAGACGGCUGCCAAGGCCGUGCAGCACUUCUACAGCAUCAAACUGCAGGGCAAGGUGCCCAUGCACAAACUCUUCCUGGAGAUGCUGGAGGCCAAGGUCUGAUGGCCCGGCACAUGGACCGACUCCCACCCGCGGACAGACCGACCGACCCGACGCGGAGACCUCCACAGCCACCAGCCUCGACCUUCAAGCCCUGUAUCAUGGCCACGAGCAGUCCCCGAGGAAGGGGCUUCUCGCCUCCCGGCUGCGUGCAGACUCCUGGGUACAGCGGGGCCGGGGAACAGGGAUGGGAGGGCAGGGCGUGGGCUCACCUGUGACUGGCUUUUUCUCUGGUAUGUUUUUCCUUCUCCACGGGCAGUGCUGACGCCCGGGCCCAGGGCUGACUCCCUUGAGACUAGAGACCGUGGAGGAAGCCCCGCCUUUCCCACCAAACCACCAAGAGACAGCAGCGUAUUUCCUACCCCCCCACCCCCCCCUCCCCACCUCGUGGACUGGGCGGCCGGUGCUCAGUGCCUAGGACUCCCCCGGCCCAGGCUAGGCGCCACCUGGAAGUUUUCCCUCCCCAGACGGCAGGUGCUUUCUUCCAGAGGCUCCGCCUACUCUGAGGUUCUCUGGGGCCCCUCAGGAGGCUGCGUACCUUCCCCGGUCCAGACCCAGACGGCUCCCACCCUCCGUCCUUCCUCUCAGUUUGGCACACUCCGCUCCCAUUAGGGACUCGCCGUGGAGGGAGCAGCUGGCAGAGCUCGUGCGUUUUCCCGGGCACACGCCCUUGUGUG
Prionailurus viverrinus (fishing cat) is the source of this 2240-nucleotide messenger RNA. It is a transcript of the gene ESRRB, whose product is annotated as estrogen related receptor beta. The coding region runs from base 265 to 1566 and encodes 433 amino acids. Gene Ontology annotation, molecular function: zinc ion binding; sequence-specific DNA binding; steroid binding. Gene Ontology annotation, cellular component: nucleus. Gene Ontology annotation, biological process: regulation of DNA-templated transcription. Lineage: Eukaryota; Metazoa; Chordata; Mammalia; Carnivora; Felidae. The record is from RefSeq and is a predicted model, not a curated record. The transcript is spliced from 7 exons.